Messenger RNA from Salarias fasciatus (jewelled blenny), 4182 nucleotides. It is a transcript of the gene il12rb2, whose product is annotated as interleukin 12 receptor, beta 2a. The coding region runs from base 156 to 2540 and encodes 794 amino acids. Gene Ontology annotation, molecular function: protein binding; cytokine receptor activity. The transcript has 16 exons. Gene Ontology annotation, cellular component: membrane. NCBI's taxonomy places the organism in Eukaryota, Metazoa, Chordata, Actinopteri, Blenniiformes, Blenniidae. The record is from RefSeq and is a predicted model, not a curated record.
CUGGAUUAUCCGCUGAGCGCGAGCUGACAUGGUGACAGACACAACUUUGGCAGAUAUCAGACCCUCGUGAAAUCCUGGGAUUUUAUGUUUUGGGUGACCUAGUGGCUCCAGCUGUAAUGUAACAAACACCCAUUGACUGAUGCCUCUUGGCCACAAUGUCAUGGUCCAUUUUAAUCCUCCUUACAGUGGUGGCCAUGCAGAUUUGCAUAGGUGAAAAACCCUGUGUCAUCUGGUCCACUGCAGGGUCUGUGAUUCAGCGGGGUCGCAGUUUUCAAGUGUUUUGUGUUUUCAAGAACACUUGUGAGUUCCACAUGGAAGACUCGCCUUCCACUGAGCAGGAGCCCAUCCUCUUCAAUUCUACAACUUUGUACCUUAAUGUGUCGAACAUAGCAAAGGACAAAACGUACUGCUGCGAGUGUAAAAACCAUCCUGCACUGGACCCCUGUGGACUGGACAUCUCAACAGGAGACCCACCAGAUCCUCCCAAAAAUGUGUCGUGCAUCUACAAAAUUGAUAGAAAUCAAAGUGAAGUUUUUUGUUCCUGGGACAGAGGACGUGAAACCAAUCUGAAAACCGACUCUGAUCUGUGGGUAACAACUUUACCUGGAGAUAAGUCACAUGGACCUAGGUCGUACACAGCUGAUGGAUCGGCCAGUUUCAAUGUGUCCAAAUCUGUGCAGAAUAUCUCAGUGUGGGUUCAAGCCAAAAAUAAACUGGCCACUGUGAAUUCCCGCAUCUUUAACUACACCCUCAGUGACAUUGCUAAGCCAUCCACUCCUGUUCUUGGCCAGCCUGAGUGCCUUUCCCAGACAUGCAACAUCAGAGUGGAGCAGUCUAUGAGAACUGAGCACCUGGAGAUCCAGUACAAAGCCGACCAGGAGACAUGGGAGACUCUUCAAACAAACUCAGACAUGCAGAUGGACUCCUCAGUCUGGUCCAUCGGCGCUCUGGAGCCGUUCAGAUUGUACCAUUUCAAAGCUCGGUCCAAAUUCAGCACUGGGCUGUGGAGCGACUGGAGCACGAUCACUUCCAGCUGGACUGAAGAAGAGGCCCCGGCUAAAGAGUUGGAUGUGUGGUUCACCGAAUCUGAGUCUGACACUCAAUCCAUGAGAGUUUAUUGGAAGGAGGCGAAUAUUUCCAUCUCCAGAGGGAAGAUCGUAGAGUAUAUAGUUGGAGUCGACCGGAGCAACACCAGUCUCAGUGCAGAUGUCAAGAAUUAUUCGAUCUCGCACUGUGCCAAGUGUGAAGUGACUAUUUGGGCGCGCAACUCCAAAGGCCUGUCCCCUCCUGCCAAAAUAAAGACCCGACGCACAACAGGUAACCCCCCUCAAGGUGUGCGUGUAACACAAAGCAACAACAGUGUCUCCAUCUUCUGGAGGACGCCUGAAACUGCAGCGUCACCCAGUGGCUAUGUGGUGGAGUGGUAUCCACAGGGCCACAGGCUGGAGGAGCUCAGAUGGCUCCGACUGGGCAGCAGUAACCACCAUGCUGUCAUUUCAGAUAUGAAGCCGUUGGAGUGCUAUGAGGGAGCCGUGUAUGAUUUACAACAGGACCGCUCGGGGAGUGGUACCAAAUUCACAGCAGUUGCCAUUUCAGAAUCAGUUCCAGCAUCUGGUCCGGUGAUCCAAGACAAGGUUGAUGGAAACGAGGUGAAGCUCACCUGGACAGAGCUUCCCAGGAGUGAGCGUCGUGGCUGCAUCACCAACUACACCUUCUAUUUAAAGAACGACAGUGGAAACCUGAGGAAGUUCUCUGAGGCUGCAUCGAAAAGGACACACAUAAUCAGCGGCCUGUCUCCAGGUGUAUACACCCUGUGGAUGAGCGCCUCGACUGCAAAAGGAGAAGGGCCCAACAGCACAAAAGUCAAGUUCUUCAUUCAGCAGGAGACCCCCCUGUCCUCUCUGCUGGUGUGUAUAGUUGCCUCCGCCGUUGUCCUGCUGCUUCUGUGUUUAUGCCAGAGUUCAUCAGUAAAGCAAAGGUUCUGGGAGAUUUUUCAGUGCAUCAUGCUCGAUGUCGUGCCAGAUCCUGCAAACAGCAAAUGGGCAAAAGAGUGUUCCCAAGAAAAGGGUAAAAUUAACCUGCAGCUCCAGCUCAGUAACGCCACUGAAACCGAGGAGGAGGAGGAGGAGCCCAUCCUUGUGGACGUGGAGGAGCUGCCCAGGCAGAGCGAUGACACUUCUGCGCUGAAACUCAUCUCCUCCCAGCCCCCUCCUGAGACCAGCCUGAAGCAGGACGCAGAGCCCACCACGCUGCCCUACCCUCUGACCACCUACAUCAAGAGCCUCUCCCACGACUCGGACAGCUCGGACCAGACACACACCUCCAUGGACACCAACACAACCGUCGACUACAUCUCUUCACAUGGCCCAGAAAUCCUGGACGAGGACGGCGAAGAUGAGGAGAGGGAGGAAGAGUUUGCCGACGUGAAUUUUUUCCCCUGCCAGAACAUUUUCAUGGAGCCACUGGAGUUCGGAGGGAAGUUGACUCUGGAUGCAGUUAAAAUCGACUGUAGUAACUUCUUUCAAAACUGUGACGGCUGAAACCCGAGCCUUUCUGCAAAACAAAUCCCGAUUUUUCCAUGAACAACACCGAAUUGCUGAGACCUGACACUGCGACAGCAGGCGGUGACCGGAUCACGCUUUUAAAGACACAGUUAGAGACUGAAAGUCCUUUAUUUGUCCCACAGGGGGAAAUUGCAGAUGAUGUGCAUGAAUGAACUACCGCUCUACUCACUGAAACCAGGAUGGAUAUACAGCCGCUUUCUUGCAAAAGUUUCAGCUUCAUUUCAGACCUGAAGUUUACUUUUUCAUUUUAUGCAUUACAAGUGUUUUCAUCUUUGAACACACUAACGGCACAACUGAAAUAAUCACAGCACGAGGUUAAAUUAUGUAUUUAAUGAAGGCUUCGUUAUUUGGUGGUAUUCUCAAAUGGGAUUUCCACUGCAAACAUGUAGACUGAUGUAUCUAAUUGAAUGUUGCUUGGAAAUCUUUCAUUUUAUUGUUUGUACUUAAAUUACUUACAUUUUACUUAACUUUCUUUGAUGUAUCUUUGCUGUAUAAAUGUUCAAUUCUGAGUCAAAUCUGCAACAAAAAUGCUGAAGUCAACUCAGAAUCAUGUGGACUCUUGCUGAGAGCUGAGGCUCUAAUAUUCCCAGUUUUAUUGUUUCCCAAAGAGCACAUGUUAAUUCUAUUUUUCAUUUUGACAAGAUAGUACAAGACAUUAUUAUUAAGGUUGCCAUCCUUGGAAAAAUACAUUUUGAGUUUUAUUUCCAAAGCACCAGUAACAACAGCACAGUCCUCUCAAGGUACUUUUACACAGAAAAGCUCAACGACUCCAGCAUGAAGCCCGUCUUCAUUCAUGGUAAAAACAACUUGCCUAUUUAGGAUAAAAUUGAAUUAAAAAAUGUUUCCCUCUGUCAACAAUCUAUGACCAGUAGACUUUUCUACUAAUGCUUCACCGUGUUGCCUCACUGAUCACAGCAGUUGUGUCUGAACAGCAAGGACAAAGCUAAACGUUUUUAUUUGUAACAUUUUACAUUUGGGUGAAGCUUGUUUUGCUCGACCUGCUUUUCUGCAAGAAGCAAGUUGCUGAUAAAAUCAGGAGCAUGCUCACAGCAUGCUCGACCUACAAGGAGGAGUGGUCCUGAGGGCUAAUUUCAAAAGUUAUCUGAACCUUUUUGGACAGGACAGGACAUGAGAGUGGUUUUCAGAGUGUGGGUUUGUCCUAACGAACCUCUGGGCUGCUACAGAGUUUCAGAGAAGCACAGCAACAAUAAUGUGGAACGGGUCAAAGGGAUGUUGUUUCCUUGGAUUUCUUUCAUUCUUUAUCAAAUGAAAAUCUACCAUGAGAAAAGUUAUACUUUUUGAUGCCCAUGGAUCCAAUCAGCCACCACACAAUAAUAUGUAAUGUCAUUGCUUCUGAAAACAUUCAGUAUUAGCUGUUAUAAAGUCAGAAGUCAGGGGUCACUGAUGUGUUUGGACUCAUGCCCUGAGGUCCACGAAUAUUUGUAUAAAAAGUAAUCUAUUGUAUUGCAUUUAAGACAUUUUACAGAAUUUUACACCUUGCCUUUGUUUUUUUCUUUAUCAAAAUCAGUGCAACUGUUGUAGAAAUUUGCUUUCAUUUGUUUGCCAUUCAAAUUCUUUGAUUUUCACUUUUUAAAUGAAUGUUAAUAAAUUAUUUCAU